AGCCCUAACAGUCUCCGCCUCUCGCGCAUCCUCUAACCCGGCAGCAGGCUCGGUUUUCCGACGAGGACACCUGACUCGGGACAAAACAAAGCGGCUUCCUGCCGAGCCGCGAAGGCUGCAGGGAAGUUCGGGGGGGGGGCAGAGAGGCAACCGAGGCGAAGCUGCAGUAAGGGAUCUGCGAAGUAUGGGUGGUGGGUUUUCAUACCAGUUGCCUGGUGUUCAUACCAGAUGGGGAUGACUUAUUAAUUAUGGUCCUAAACGGCAAACGUUGACUGUUGUGUUCUGAGUCAGUUUCUCUAUGCGUGUGUUUUUGGGGUGCGAAAUGGGCGUUCGAGCAAACGCCAAUCCAGUCUUCCUCCAGUUUUUUAUGAAAGAUUUGUCAGUGCCUAAAAUCCUGCUGCUUGCCUCAAGAUGGCACCAAAGAAAAAACCCCUGAAAGUGAAGAAGAAAGGCAAGCCCAAAGAUGCGGCCAAGGGGCAAACCAGUGCCCUGCCAUAUGUCAGCGAGAGGGAACAAUACCUGCAGAAGGAAUAUGCCAUCUUGACAGAGCACAUCAAAACCUACACACAGCAUGUAAGGCACUUCCAGUGGGAAAAUAAGUUCCUAGACAAGGAAGCCCAGCAGAUCCGAGAGAUCAGCAGAGUCUACAUCUCCUACUUAAACAGGCGCACCCUUCGAUGCCAGAAUGCCAUCAUUUCACUGAAUGACCAGAAUCUCUCAGACCUUGCCCAGAUCCGGAAGCAGAAGGCAGAGCUGACCUCCCAGUACUUGGAAAAGGAGAAAGAGGUGAGGCAUCAGCUGAUAGAGAUGGAGACUAAACUCUCCCUCAUCAACAAGGAAAUUGAAGCAAUGAAGCCUUACCAGGAACUGCAGCUCGAGCAGCUGACCCGGAUCCGGGAGCUGGAGAAGGAGCUGCUGGUCAUGAAAGUUCAACACACAGAGCAAAUGCACAAGGUCAAGAGCCAAUUCCUCCAACAGACAGCAGAAUACGAGAUGCAGUCUCAGCAGAAAGUUCAGGCUCUGGCUAGACUGGCUGAGAAGGAAGCAGUGCGCAGUCUCAUCCAGCACACCAAGCAGGUGAAAACUGACAACUGGCGCCUGCGCCAUGAACUUCUCAACCUCAUCAGACAAGCCAAAGUGCUGAAAUCCUUCCUGCUUCAGCUGAGAGAGCACCAGCAGCAACUCCUGCGAGAGCACCAGUACAGGGAAGACCUUGCGCACAUGCGCAAGUGGCUAAGACAUCGAGGGCGUCGGCUGGUCAUUCCCACCGGCAGCAGCUUUAGAUGCAUCCCAUCAGAGAGGAGCAGGCUCAUCUCCCCUCAGACUACAAGUUCCAAAAUGUUCAUAGCCAAGGAACAGGAACCAGAGUCUCAGACAAGCGUCCUACAGACAAAAGAGAGCUUGCCAUUGACUCCCAGGAUCAGGAGUAGGAUCACAGCUAUGUCUUCUAGUAGCACGUCUCCAGAGCAUACCCUGUCUUCAGAAAUGGCUUUAGGACAAGGGGUGUAGGGGUUGGCUUGCCACUGGUGUCUUGAGGACAGAUAUGCCAAGCACAACUUUUCUCAAGCACGUGAGAUUUGCGAGCACAAUCUGCACUCAGAACAAAGUAUCUGUAAACAGGACCUGGAUAUUUUAGAUUCCCGCUCCUUCUGCUUUUACUGCCACCUAGAUGCAGGCUGCAAAAUGCAAAAUUGCAUUUAUAAUGUUCUAGAGUCCAUUCUGUAUUCCCAGCAGGGAGAGAAAGGGGGGUUGCUGAGCCCCCCCCACUCACAUACACGCAGCCCAUUGUUAUCUUGCCCACAGCCAGUGGCAAGACAAACACUUGCAGCUGUUUCAAGAAAUCCACAGCCACGAUGUAGCUGCUCAUUCCUCACAUUGUCCACAAACAACUCUCUUGGCAUUGGCACAGAGACAGCACCCACCAAGUUAUGCCACUGCUACCCCCUCCCCAGGCAAGCAUUCAGGAGGGUUUGUGGCCACCUGAGGUUCCUGCCAUGUUGGUAAAAAGCCUAGGCUGAUGGCGGUCAAGUCUGACUGCAACCAGAUGUAUAGCCCUCAUGCCAGCAAAGCCAACACCUUGCCAAUGUGUGCUCGGCAACACUAGUUUUUAUUCUGUUUUAAAUUUACAGCUUGUUCGUUGUUUCAGUGUUUGUUUGUUUUUUAAUUCUUACUGAUUUUGCUCUUGUAAGUUGUCCUGAGCAUAUGUAUGCUGUGCAGGGGGGGAAGAACACAGAAAUUGAUAAA
Rhineura floridana is the source of this 2244-nucleotide messenger RNA. It is a transcript of the gene CCDC166, whose product is annotated as coiled-coil domain containing 166. The coding region runs from base 412 to 1509 and encodes 365 amino acids. The record is from RefSeq and is a predicted model, not a curated record. The transcript has 2 exons. Lineage: Eukaryota; Metazoa; Chordata; Lepidosauria; Squamata; Rhineuridae.